GGCAGGAACCGAUUUUCUAAAAACAUGGCUUCUCAAGCUACGCUGAAGAAGCAGCAGGAUCUGCAAACCACAUAUCAAAACUACAAGAGCACACUCCAGACAAUCGCCUCAAAGAUUGGCGAUAUCGAGCAGGAAACUGAGGAGCACAAGCUUGUCUUGGAGACAUUAGAGCCGCUACCAGGCGACCGGAAAUGCUUCCGCAUGAUCAACGGCGUUCUGACUGAGCGCACGGUCAAGGAGGUAGUGCCGAUUCUGCAGACGAACUCGGAUGGGCUCAAGAAGGCACUGGAAGAGCUCGUCAAGCAGUACAAGUCGAAACAGGAGGAGAUGGAGAAAUGGAAAAAGAAGAAUAACGUCCAAGUCGUUCAGCAGCCCCAGUAGCGGGAGCAGUGGAACAGGUCCACUGGCGUACGUACGCAUAAGCUUAGGGCGGGUGACGCAACUACGCUUGCGGGCAUUUUGUUGGGCACGAGAUACGAAAGAGUUUGAUGCAGGGCUGUGGCAGUCUCUACAGCAUCAGCUCGAUGGUUUCCACCUCGCUUCAUCGUCAACCCAUAGCAGCACCCCCACGCUGUGGGCGUUGGGUCUAUUGACGAUACGCUCAAGCAUCAUUGUGCAGUCGCAAGUGGCCCGCCUUGAUAUGCGUUGGCUUAAUAGCUCGGCCCCUGAACGCUAAUGAAUUCAACCAUGGAUCGGAAGGCCAUGGACCGCGUCCUGACUUGACUUGGUCAUUAGUAGGGGCUGGCAGUAAUGAAAGCAUCACAUUCGUCAAC
Molecule: messenger RNA, 773 nt
Organism: Paraphaeosphaeria sporulosa
Lineage: Eukaryota; Fungi; Ascomycota; Dothideomycetes; Pleosporales; Didymosphaeriaceae
Product: Prefoldin beta-like protein
Exons: 4
Coding region: 25-381 (118 amino acids)
Biological process (GO): protein folding
Cellular component (GO): cytoplasm; prefoldin complex
Molecular function (GO): protein folding chaperone
Source: RefSeq, a predicted model, not a curated record